AUGUUUGACACACUCGCUGUAAAUUCGACCUUUUCUGGUCCAGCUUCACACUAUGGUUUAACAAACGCUGUUGUAAAGAAUGCUGGAAUAGCCGCAAAUGUAGCGGCGAGUCUUAGUCUAGCUAUGUGCUUGAUCGUUCUAGGUCUCACGAUAUGGGUUUAUUCAUAUCCUACAUGUCGACAUAUAUUAGAUAGAGUCUCUUUUAGAUUAUUGGUGGUAGCUAUGAUAUGGGAAUUUUGGUAUUCAUUCGUUUUCUUAUGUUUGUAUAUCAAUGACUCCAUAUACAGGCCUGAUAAUAGCUGGGGUCCUAGACCAUGUACAGCAGGAGUAUAUUUCCUAGUUUCUUCAAUGCACGUAGUCGAUUUAUUGAUCAUGUUCAUCGCUAUAAAUCUUCUCCUCACUAUAAACUUGGGAUUGAAUCCUCUCCAACUACGACUGGAGAGAUGGUAUAUUGGUAUAUCAAUUUGUAUAGCAUAUAUCGCUCCUUUGCCUUCAGCGGCAUUGCAGCAUUUUGGAUGGGAUCCAGCUUUGAAUACAUGUUGGAUCAACGGUAAAGGAAGGAAAACGCGUUUUAAUUAUCUUCUGGAAGGAAUUUACAUCACACCGAUAAUAACAUGUUUUGUCUCAACGGCAUGUGUUGCUAUUGUACUUGUGACUCUCUUCAGACAAGGUCGAAAUACUAGUCGAGCAUUAUUUGGAGGAAGAAGAGGGAAACAAAAGAUUGAUCAAGAUGAUAAGGGGAGUGAUCAAAGUGAUGAUGUCUUAUUCUCAUCAGAUCCAUUAACGACCGGAUCAGAUGGUUUGAUAUUAUCUUCUUCCACCACUCAAGCCAACGCCAACAAUACCGAAAUCAUCUCUCAAUCUGCUCUCGACGGAAUCAUAAUAGCUCAUUUACCAAAACGGAAAGAGACUGAAAAGGAGAAAAGAAAAGUCAAAUGUAAAGAAACAGAGUUUUGUGAAAAAAUUGGUAAUUUCAUUAGACGAAAAGGAUGGUAUACGACAGAAGAAAUCCACAAUAGAAAAUCUCAAAGUUAUUUUAACUCAUUAUCAGAUAAAUUCUUCGGUAUUGCGAUUAGAAUUUCUUGGUAUCCUGUUACUUUAUUAUUCAUUAAUACAAUCUUAAUUGUGGGGGACUUGUUGAUCGCAGCUCAAGGAGGUGUGAAAUCGCAUCACACAGUAUGGUUAUAUUGUCUUUACUACUUUCUUUAUGGUGGUCGAGGAUUAUGUUGUAGUGGACUUGUCAUCAUCAUCGAUCCAAGUCUUAUUAGGGGUAUCAAAGCUGCAUGGAAAGAGAGGAAAGCCAGUCGGCAUUCACUUCCAACCACUGCAACUCAAAACAAUACGAAAUCGAUCUUCCCUCUUGAUGUUAGUCUCCUUUCGACAACCUUUGAGAGUGGAUCUGGUUUCACUCCUGAUCGUACUGAUCAUAGACUUACUCCUACGCAAAUACAUCCACAACUUAACUCAGUCUCGAGACUUCGUAUGGAUUCUGAUAUAUCCUUUGACUUCGCAACUGCAUUAGCGUUCAUACCUGGAGAAGACAAUAGAGAUAAAGAAAAAUCUCGGCAACAACAUGAAAGAGAUCAGCUUCAACCCACAGUAGAACUAGAUUUAUCAUAUUUGGAUCAGGAAUUAGACAUGACCGUUCUGGAUGAUGAGUACAAUAAAGAAGAGUCUGAAUUACCAAUAACAGAAGAAUAUAGAUCAGAGAAUCCAACAUCUUCACCUCGUACACCGGAGUUGAAUGCCACAAUAGCAAGAUCAGAUAGUACCGGAAGAACUGGUAUAUUAGGCCAUCUGGUCGCUCCAACGUAUAAUACCAACAAUGAAAAUCCAAUCGUCAAGAAAGCAUUGAAGUUGAAGGCUUCCGAUACAGAAACGGAGAAAAGGAAAGAGGAAAAGAGGAAGAGGGAUGAAAAAGUUAGAGAGAUUAAAAAGAGAUUUGAGGAAGUCCAAUCGCAUUUAUAG
Kwoniella shivajii is the source of this 1968-nucleotide messenger RNA. RefSeq lists its product as uncharacterized. The record is from RefSeq and is a predicted model, not a curated record. Gene Ontology annotation, biological process: adenylate cyclase-activating G protein-coupled receptor signaling pathway. Gene Ontology annotation, cellular component: plasma membrane. NCBI's taxonomy places the organism in Eukaryota, Fungi, Basidiomycota, Tremellomycetes, Tremellales, Cryptococcaceae. Gene Ontology annotation, molecular function: G protein-coupled receptor activity. Bases 1 to 1968 code for a protein of 655 amino acids. The transcript is spliced from 12 exons.